Molecule: messenger RNA, 495 nt
Organism: Rubroshorea leprosula
Lineage: Eukaryota; Viridiplantae; Streptophyta; Magnoliopsida; Malvales; Dipterocarpaceae
Source: the annotation of a GenBank genome assembly
UUUUGCAAAAUAGUAUAAUGAUGCCACGUGUCAUCCAUGUUGGCAGAUAUUUCAUUAGUUGAAAGUUGUUGGAGUAAAUCUCUCUGGAUAAUGUUGAGUGGUUAUUUCCACAACUGCAGCAAGAUUAUUGGUUUAUUGCGAACUUCCAGGAAAAUAAUUGGCAGAAUCAACAGAAUAAUCAGUUUGUUUCAGAUUUCAUGCUGCCGUUGAUUGUCAAGUUGCUGCCACAGAUUUCCAAGCAUGCUGCAAAGGGUGUUUACUGCUAUAAAGAUGCAAAGAAGAAAUGAAGCGAAGAAGACCAGCCUCUCACACAAUUAGCCCAGCGCUAUCUACAUUUUAAUUUUACAAGUAAUGUCUUAGUUUAGAUCCAGUUUCCUCAAAACAACUUUCCUAAUUUAGUCUUUAGCUCUAUGCCGCCAUUAGUUUCAACUCUGAUUUUUGUUAUUUUGUUUUGAACAUCUCCAUUGAUGUAUUUAGGUUCCUGCAAUUCAAUUU